Messenger RNA from Neurospora hispaniola, 1344 nucleotides. RefSeq lists its product as uncharacterized. Bases 334 to 1344 code for a protein of 336 amino acids. The transcript has 3 exons. The record is from RefSeq and is a predicted model, not a curated record. Gene Ontology annotation, molecular function: protein binding. NCBI's taxonomy places the organism in Eukaryota, Fungi, Ascomycota, Sordariomycetes, Sordariales, Sordariaceae. Gene Ontology annotation, biological process: protein folding in endoplasmic reticulum. Gene Ontology annotation, cellular component: EMC complex.
CCACGGGCAGUGCCUGGGCGGGCGGGCAUUCAGCUCCAGCUUGCAGUGCUCGCCGCGCGACGUCGGGUCUACCAGCGUCCAGCAUUGUACAGAUUGACGCCAGAGAAGUGGAAGCUUCAGUUUCCCCGGCCAUCAACUUCUCCUCUUCCACCAUUUGACGUCAGCUUCCAAACCUACCAAGCUGAAGCCGAGACUUCGGAUUGCCUCCAUCAUACUUGCGCCAAUUGUCAUUCAGCUGUUUACAAGUCACGACAUAGUGGCCCCCUUCAAGCUUAACGAGCGACGCGAUUCUUGGUCCGGCUCGAAGCCCGACGACUAUAUCGAAUAUACACAAUGGCGCCCUCGCUGCUCUUCAACCCGGCCAAGCUCCCUCCUUCGGAAGCUCUCCAACUCGCACAGCAAGCCCCCGUUGUCUUGCAAGGAUCGUCAUCACCGUCCGAGACGGUGGACCAAUGGGCAACGUUCGAGAAUCUGCUGCUAGCGUGCCUCCGAACCGGCGAUGAUGAAGCGGCCGCAAAAUGUAUGGAUCAGCUGGAGGCACGGUUUGGCCCCGACAAUGAGAGAGUCAUGGCUUUGAGGGGCUUGUUGUCCGAGGCCCAGGCCGAGAACAACGGAGAGCUGGAAGCGGUGCUCAAGCAGUACGAUGCCAUUCUGGAAGGAAACAGCACCAAUCUCGUGGGUCAUGACCGUUUACGCCAACUGUUCCCGGACCGCAGAUUUGCUAACCCGCCAUGUCUACGUCUACAGCCUAUCACAAAGCGCCGGAUCGCCCUCCUACGAUCCAUGGGUCGCGUCUCGGAUGCCGCAACCGCUCUUGUACAACUCCUCGACUUCUCCCCAACCGAUGCCGAGGCCUGGUCUGAGCUGUCGGAUCUCUACUUCACACAAGGGCUGUACUCUCAGGCCAUCUACGCCUUGGAAGAGGUCCUCCUUCUGUCACCCAAUGCCUGGAACAUACAUGCACGACUGGGAGAGGUGCAGUACAUGGCUGCCACGACUUCGGGAAGUGGCGGUGGAUCGCAGCAAAAGUACUUGGCCGAGGCGCUCAAGCGGUUUGCUCGGAGCAUUGAACUGUGCGACGACUAUCUCCGUGGCUACUAUGGGCUGAAGCUGGUCACCACGAGGCUCCUCAAGGAACAGGCCAAACAGGCCAAACAAACUGACGAUGGCGAGUUCACUCUGCCUGAUCCCAAGACAAUUGAGCGUCUCGAUGAGCUUGCGACGGCCAAGCUAUCGGAAAUCGUUCGUCACAGCACUCUGAAGGACAGAGGCUGGCGCGGCUAUGACGAACGUGAGGUUGCAGCUGCCCGAGAACUGCUCUCACAAAAUGGAAUUGAGAGGUGA